AUGGUGCUUAUACCCAAUAGUGAAAAACAUGUGAUGCAAUCAGUUUUUAAUGUUAUUCAUGACGUUUGCAAUAACGAAGAUGAUUUUAGUAGCGGAGAUGAUUAUAAUUUUAGCGAAGAUGAAUACGACGAAGAAGACAUAGAAGUAAUGUUAAUGGUGAUUAAUGAAAAUAAUAUUGCUCCCCAUUUCAAAGAUAUGGCUCUAGCCAUUAAGAAUCGAGAUGUUAAUGGACUUCAAAUUGCUAUAGAUAAUUUAACUGGAAAUAUAGACGAAAAUUCAAUAGAUGGAGAAACUGCUCUUCAUUAUGCAUGUCUUUGUUGUAGUCGAAAAUCUUUUGAGAUACUAGUUGGAAGGGGUGCUAACAUGGAGACUAAAAAUAAAGAUGGAGCCAUUCCUCUCCACAUUGCUUGUGAUAAUGGUUCGUUUAAUAUUGUUGAAUUUAUAUUCAAUAAUAUUAGUGAUGGAGAUAUUAAAAUGAGAAUGUUAAACUCAGUUGAUAGUGAUGGUUCUACGCCUAUGCAUAAAGCAGCAAGUGAAAAUAUCAAUAUUGUUAAACUAUUGUUAAAUAUUGAUAUAGAGACAGAUAAUUCAGCUGGUAUAAGCAAAAUGAUACAAGCAGUUGAUAUAUAUGGUCAAACGGUUGUUGUUUAG
This is a messenger RNA of Impatiens glandulifera, 651 nucleotides long. Its product is annotated as serine/threonine-protein phosphatase 6 regulatory ankyrin repeat subunit B-like. Lineage: Eukaryota; Viridiplantae; Streptophyta; Magnoliopsida; Ericales; Balsaminaceae. Gene Ontology annotation, biological process: positive regulation of protein catabolic process; protein ubiquitination. The transcript has 5 exons. The record is from RefSeq and is a predicted model, not a curated record. Gene Ontology annotation, molecular function: protein binding. Bases 1 to 651 code for a protein of 216 amino acids.